GUGGGGGGGGGGUUCACUUUGAGAAAAUCAGACUUUGAAGAAAAAAAAAUAGGCUGGUAAACUCUUCAAACGCGGUCCUAAAGUGGCGUUAAGAACGGCAGUGGGCGUUUUAGCUCACAUUCAGCGUUGUAAAAGGUAAAUGAUUUGUAUUUCGUCACAUGAUGAUGGAUUAUAGUGUUGCACUCAUCUUGUUUGCCUAGACUUGUUUUUGUCUCGCACCAAGAUGGACUAUCGGCCUUUCAUUAAUGAGGGGAGACCAAGUUAUGGUGUGGCCAAUCCCGGUUAUUUGACAGCAGUCCAGGGCCCUUCUCAUGCAAUGGUAGCCCCACCCGUGGCUGAGUCGAAUUCUGGCCCAAGCGCUCCACCAGCCGGCAUGUUCGACGACAUGCCCGGCUAUGAAGGCACGGUGGCUGGGGGAGGAGGAGGAUUUGUGCCUCCCCCAAUGCCUAUGCAGCCUACUCCUCAGCCUCAGCCUGGACCUGACCAACCACAGUGGAAUAUUCCAUCUAUAAGUGAGACUACAGCACGAGAGGCCUUUGCUCUGUGGGCUUCCAGCAAGUGUUGUUACAGUUCAGCACCAGCAAAAGAUGGCGUGAUCACCAACAUGGAGGCUUUUAAUACCUAUCGGUACCGCCUGGAAACCUUUACUGAGUCAAGGUCUACAGAGUGGAGUUACGAGCCAUACAAUGGCCAACCAGUAGAUGCAUUCGCUCAACCCCCUCCAGGGCCCUGGGAUAUUCCUGCGACACCCAAUUAUUUUGUGGAUGGCAAACAGAUCAUCAAAGUUCCUUACACUUCAUCUAUGAAGAGCUGCCAUGUUUGCGUAGGAAUGGGGCGAAAACCUUGCAAAGACUGUGCUGGGGCUGGCAAUAAAGUGUGCUGGGUUUGCAAUGGAGCUGGCUUCCGUCACGGUGAUGAAAGAUGCAAUCAUUGUUUUGGCAGAGGGAGGGAAAACUGCCACCACUGCCAGGGGCAAGGAUCCAUGCAAUGUCCCAAAUGUCAAGGAAAACAGCAGCUUUUGGUCUACAUCAACCUGACUUUAAAAUGGACAAACAACUGUGAUGACUAUGUUGUGGAACAGUCCAGUGGCCUUAAGGUGGACAACCUCAGCAAAGUGUCUGGCAAGGAGCUUUUCAGAGACUCGCAGUACUUGGUGUACCCAUUGAUGGGGUUUCCAGACCCUGCUGUGGUAAAUGCUGCACAGCGUUUAGUCAGUGAACACCAGGGCCGGUUCUCCCAAACGUCUCGCAUUCUGCAACAGCGUCAAACUAUCGAGCUGAUCCCUGUGACCAAAGUUACCUACGCAUGGAAAGGGAAAACAAACAUUUACUUUGUGUAUGGAAAUGAAUUCAAAGUCAAUGCAGACAACUACCCAGCCACCUGUUGCUGUACUGUGAUGUAACUGUAAAAGCUGUCAUCCUACCUGAAUACUGAAGCAACAAUGAAACCAUUUAAUCGUGCAUUUUGAUGUAUGCACUCAAUAUUUUAUAUGCCAAUGUAUUUCUUUUGGAAAGUCAUGAAUAUACUGUUAAUUUUUUUUUUUUAACCUAGUGAAUGCCACACCACAAAAUAAAAGCCUGAGAAAUGAUAUACCACAUUUCCUUGAAUUGCCGCCGGGGCGCUAAUUAAUUUAAAACCUCUUCUCACUCCUGCGCUUAUCAAAGGCAUGCGGUAAAAGUAGGCAUGCGCUAAUUAUUUUAAAACCUCUUCUCACUCCGGCACUUACCAUAGGCAUGCAGUAAAAAUUUGAGUGUGAUGUAAGCUUGGACCUUAAAUCCUACUGAAUAGUUCUUAAUCUUCUUCCCUUUAUGCGAUUUCAAAUUGCCGGUAUUGAAAUCAGCCUCCUCCAUUUUGAAAAUGAUGACAGGGGAAGGGUCACUUGUGACGUCACUUGUUUGACCAGGCGGUAAUACUAAGUAUGCGCUAAUUAUUUUGGGAAGCGAGUUUGACCCGGCAGUUAUUCAAGGCAGGCACAUACUAUAUGCCCUGCGGCAAUUCAAGGAAACACGGUAUUUUUAUACAAACACUUUUCACUGAAUAUAGAACUUUCGUUACAAUUUGUAUUUUUAUAUCACUUACCAUGUGUUUGAUUUCACUAUUGAUAAUGUACCGCAUAAAUAUAUGUUCUAUCAUUGUAUGACACAUGUUUUGUAUGCUUGUUUAAUACGUGCAUGCGUUUGCAUCAAAUACUCGUACAACAUGCAUUUAUUGAGAAAUCCCAAUAAACGGUUGCGUAAUGUUUUG
Messenger RNA from Nerophis ophidion (straightnose pipefish), 2244 nucleotides. RefSeq names its product ssu-2 homolog, related sequence 1 (gene ssuh2rs1). The transcript has 13 exons. Lineage: Eukaryota; Metazoa; Chordata; Actinopteri; Syngnathiformes; Syngnathidae. The record is from RefSeq and is a predicted model, not a curated record. The coding region runs from base 224 to 1402 and encodes 392 amino acids.